AUGGGUGGGGUUCAGGCGGUGAGGUUGAAGAAUGUCCCACAGGACGGCGAUGAGGCAGUUGUUGCUGGUAAAAAACGGUUGGUCCAGGUGCGGAAACAACGUUUGCCACUGCAGUUGCGGUGUGAAGUGCCGAAAUCGGUACUAGCCAUAAUGGCUCGAAUCAGUGAUGAACAGCAAGCAGAUGUUAGAUCAAGGGAGAUGGAUUACCACGUCGCAUUGAUACGACUAAGGAACAUUUUGAAGUACCACAUCGAGGCCUUCGACGUGCAUCGCUUCCUUGAUAACCUCACAGUGAAGAAUGCUAUAAAUAUGAAGGAUGAGGAGCAGAUAAAGAAGAUGAAAGAUCACGAAGAGAAGAUAGAUGCAGUUUUCUAUAUUUUAUUUAAGACGGAUAACAUGUCAGCAUACAACUGUGUUCUGAAGAUUCUGAAAGAAAUACAAAGAGACGAUAAUUGGGAUGCCAUGAAGAAAUGCAUGACUGAUGGGAAGAUGAAGAAAUGUCUGGCCCGAUCAAGACUUCUUCCUCCAGACAUUCCGAUACUACCAAAGGAGGAAGAUUAUAUAGUUGUCCUUUUGGUGAAACUAGUGGGAAACAUCAAUCCAAAGACUUUCCAGGAAUUUCUGAAAGUUUUGGAUGAAGCCCAGCAGGAUGACCUAGCGGGAAAACUUCGAGAUCAAUACCGCAUUAGGAAGAUGGCAGCUCCUCUGCAACAAGUACAGGCGAAAUUUGAGGACAUGAAGCAUGAAAGGAUGCUGGCGCAGUGCACGGGAUUUGGGAAGAGUAGAAUCCCAGCCCUACAAGUACUAUAUCUUCUCUAUCCUAAAAGGAAGAGAGCUCCUUUGAACAUCUACUCCUCCUCCCGAGGUUCCGGUAUGGGAGGAGGAAGCAGUAGGAAAGAGAAUACACCAGCCUCUGAAAACAUGAGCAAAGGGAAGGCCUUGGAAGGAGAAAAGCCAACACCUGACUCUGCUCGUUUGAAAGCUGCCAAAGCAAGUCGAUCAGCAUUUAUUGAGAAGAAGAUAGACAUUGGGAAUGGACAAGAGGUCCUUCUGGCAGUGGAGUGGACACACUCGAGCCUCGUCCCUAGGAUGCGUCAAAGGAGGAGGGUCGGCGCUACUUAG
Molecule: messenger RNA, 1122 nt
Organism: Darwinula stevensoni
Lineage: Eukaryota; Metazoa; Arthropoda; Ostracoda; Podocopida; Darwinulidae
Source: the annotation of a GenBank genome assembly